Heterocephalus glaber (naked mole-rat) is the source of this 2295-nucleotide messenger RNA. RefSeq names its product keratocan (gene Kera). The record is from RefSeq and is a predicted model, not a curated record. Lineage: Eukaryota; Metazoa; Chordata; Mammalia; Rodentia; Bathyergidae. Gene Ontology annotation, molecular function: protein binding.
UGGUGCCUGGGUCAGUCUACUACUGUGAGCAAGCAGUGACCAAUAGAAAAGAAAGAAGACCCAGAAAGGCUGAGCUCAGCUGUCUUCUUCAGCCCUGGCAAAGUGAAAACAAUACAUCAAAAGGUGUUCUUGGGGACUGCUCAGAGCAGGUUUGACUUUUUCUCCUGGAAGGCUUGACAGCAUAAAGUAAAAACAAUUUUUAGACAAUUUUUUUUUCUCUGAACUGAUUUUUAGCAAAUUGCAGACAGAGACACAGCACUCAACAGUAUAAUCCUGGAAGGCAAGGUAGUAUAAUGGCAACCACAAUCUCCUUCCUCAUCUGGGUGUUAUUCAUAACAGAUACUGCAUGGACCCAAAGCAUGAGACAGGUCUAUGAUGUAUAUGAGCCAGAGGACUGGUCUAUGCAUGACUUCAGUUGUCCCAGGGAAUGCUUCUGCCCUCCCAGUUUCCCUACUGCUUUAUACUGUGAAAAUCGAGGGCUCAAAGAAAUUCCUGCUAUUCCUUCAAGAAUUUGGUAUCUCUACCUUGAAAACAACCUGAUAGAAACCAUCCCUGAGAAAUCAUUUGUGAAUGCCACCCAGCUGAGAUGGAUUAAUUUAAACAAGAACAAAAUAACCAACUAUGGAAUUGAAAAAGGAGCCCUAAGCCAGCUGAAGAAGCUGCUUUUCUUAUUUCUGGAAGACAAUGAGCUAGAAGAAGUACCUUCCCCCCUGCCAAGAAGUUUAGAGCAACUACAAUUAGCCAGAAACAAGGUAUCCAGAAUUCCUCAAGGGACCUUCAGCAAUCUGGAAAACCUGACCCUUCUUGAUCUACAGCACAAUAAACUAUUGGACAGUGCCUUUCAAAGAGACACCUUUAAGGGACUCAAGAACCUCAUGCAGCUAAAUAUGGCCAAAAAUGCCCUACGGAACAUGCCACCAAGAUUGCCAGCCAAUACAAUGCAACUCUUUCUGGAUAACAAUUCCAUUGAGGGAAUACCCGAAAAUUAUUUCAAUGUCAUUCCUAAAGUGGCCUUCCUGAGGCUAAACCACAACAAAUUAUCAGAUGCAGGCCUCCCAUCAAGAGGUUUUGAUGUGUCCUCAAUUCUAGAUCUUCAACUGUCUCACAAUCAACUCACAAAGUUUCCCCAAAUCAGUGCCCGCCUGCAGCAUCUUCACCUUGAUCAUAACAAAAUUCGAAGUGUGAAUGUCUCUUUGAUAUGUCCUACACCUCCCACACUGCAUGCAGAACAAGAUUUUUUCAUUCAUGGACCUCAACUGAGCUACCUCCGUCUGGAUGGAAAUGAAAUCAAACCACCAAUCCCAAUGGAUUUAAUGACAUGCUUCAAGCUUCUUCAGGCUGUCAUUAUUUAAGGGCAUCUUUACCAAAUCCAGAAUUAGCUUUUAAAUGAGCUAAAAUGUCCAGCUGCUCUUGGCCACCAUUUUCACGUGUGCAGCUUAUUUUUUUCCAUAUAAAGAUGCUUCUGCAUUUCUGCCAGUGGCAUACACUGCAGUUUGUAUUAAUUUGCUUCUCGAUUAAUAAAUCAGACACAGAGUUAAGAUAGUUUAUCAACUCAAAGAUAGUUAUUUUUGUUUCUUUUACAGAUUAUUAAUAUUAAGGAAUACAUUUAUAUUGUGAAACAACAAGAAGUGCAUUUUUGUGUAUGUUUAAAAUUAAUUAUACUGGUGCUAUAUUUACAGUAUAAUUUCAGGAAUUAAAGAAAAUGUACCAAGAUUGGAAGCAAAUGAAAAUUUUCUUUAUUGUGAUUAUGAUGAAACACAUGCAAAUUGCUGAAUGGAUUUUGGACAUACAAGUUUGGCAUUUAACUCAAGAAUGGGUAUUAAAUGAGUCAAAUACUUCACAAAAGGACAUUUCUAGUCCUUUAAUACUGAAUGACAAAGCAGAAUGAAUCCACAAUUAAUUUUAUGCCUGUUUCUCUUAGAUAUAGAACACCAUGCUUUCUAGCAAUUAAAGAAGUUCUAAAUUUUACAUUUUUUGUAAAGCAUUUCUCACAGAAUCACCAUGUUUUAACACUUUGAAUUGCAAAUUAUUCAAUUCUUAUUUUGCCUAUGAUCUUUGGAUUUUAUAAAUAAAAACCGUAAAGGCUUUCAAACAAAUCAAUAAAUAUAUGUUUUGAGAAAAUUACUCCCGAGUUUCAUUUAGGAACAUGUAAUAACAAAAAGUAUCACACUAACAAUUAUUUUUUAUUUUUCUAGUAUGAAUAUAUACAAACAUGCUUUCCUCUAUCAUCCUUUCCCUUAUUCUUCCUGUAAACACAGGAAAAAUAUUAUAUUUUUAUUUGACAUAUCUGCUUCU